Dujonia railenensis is the source of this 1815-nucleotide messenger RNA. The record is from the annotation of a GenBank genome assembly. Lineage: Eukaryota; Fungi; Ascomycota; Pichiomycetes; Serinales; Debaryomycetaceae.
AUGGGAGAUUCUAAGCCUAAGAGAUCACUCUCUAAGUUGGGUAAACUUUUCAGUGCGGGAAUUAAAGAAGAGGACAAAGAUGACGAAGUAGACAAGAAGGAACGAGAGGAACGCUUGAAGGCAAUAAGGAAGGGUAUCGUGGGUCUCCAUACUAAGGAUAUUGCACACUCGGGGACACAAGUUGGAAGCAAUAGCGGAAGCUCUACUCCUACUACCCCAUCAGGAGACAACACAUAUUUAACCUCACCUACACUUUCAUCAUCUUCCUCACCUUUAGGCGGGAGAUUAUCGCCUCGUUUGUCUAAUCAUGAGAGACAUGUAAACAGCGCUCUGGGAACGACCAAUGGUGGUAGUGCUACAGGUAGCACCGCCGUAUCAGCCUCACAAGCACAUCCAUACCAUCCACCAAUACGAUCCCAACCUGUGUCUAGAAACUCGUCGGUCGUGAGAAAAGCUCUCAAUAGUAGCGGUAGCAGCGGCUCUAAUACUGCUCUUAACAGCAGCGUCAGUAAUGGGGCCAACAACAGCAGCUCAAACAAUGCUACGGUCUCUCGCUCUUCAUCAAUCUCUAAGCCAACCAUUGGAGGGCACUCAAACUUAAGCAGCACCAAUUUGGGAGCUCUGGCUCCAAAUCCAAACUCACAUAUCAAUAAACCCAGAUUUAGAAUGCUUGAGAGCGGGUUGCACGAACAUAAUCUCAGAUCAGCUAAGAGACAGGAAAAGCUUUCCAACAUGUUGAAGGACUUACUUGGGGCUAAAAAGUUGAGAGACGAAGCCAAAAGUGAGUUGCCAAAUAUACUCAACAACGGUACUAGUACAGUCGCAGAAACCACGAAACCUCCUACUUUGUUCGCGGGUUUGGUGAGUCAAGUCAAAAAUAAUACAUCUCCAUACCACGGAACUGUUUCAGGAAAUGAAGAAGAUUGCAGAUCUUUUGUCGAAAAGUACGGAAGAUGUCAAGAAGUAAUUGGUAAAGGGUCAUUCGGUGUGGUUAGAGUAUCACAUAAGAAGGCCAACCCAAAUUCUAACGAAGAAGUCCUUUUCGCAGUCAAAGAAUUUAAACGUAAACCUUCUGAACUGGACCAGAAAUAUAACAGAAGAUUAACAAGUGAAUUUUGUAUCUCGUCUUCUUUAAAGCAUAUGAAUAUUAUUGAUACUUUAGAUUUAUUGAAGGAUGCGAAGGGAGAUUAUUGUGAGGUUAUGGAGUUUUGUUCUGGUGGUGACUUGUAUACAUUGAUUAUUGCUCUGGGAAAGUUAGAAUACGCAGAAGCUGAUUGCUUUUUCAAACAAUUGAUUAGAGGUGUUAACUACAUGCAUGAUAUGGGAGUAAGUCACAGGGAUUUGAAACCUGAAAACUUGCUAUUGACUCAGAGAGGUGUUUUGAAAAUUACCGAUUUCGGGAACGGAGAAUGCUUCAAAAUGGCGUGGGAAAAAGAAAUCCAAUUAAGUGAAGGUGUAUGUGGAUCAUCUCCAUAUAUUGCUCCUGAAGAAUUCACACAAAAGGUGUUUGACCCUAGAGGAGUUGAUAUUUGGGCAUGUGGUGUAAUAUAUAUGGCCAUGCGUACUGGUAGACAACUUUGGAAGCUUGCGGACCCCAAGAAAGAUGAAUUCUUUCAUGAGUAUUUAUUGAAGAGGAAGGAUGCUACAGGAUACGAACCAAUAGAGUCGUUAAAGAGAGCCAGGUGCCGUAAUGUAAUUUACAGUAUAUUGGAUCCUAAGCCAGAGAGAAGGAUAAACGGGAAGCAAAUUUUAAGCAGUGAAUGGGGUAGAGAGAUUAAAGUUUGUGCUGCUGGAGAUGGCGAUGAGUCAGAGUAG